AUGGGAUUUGUGGGCGUUUACACGGCCAUUUACGACUAUAGCCCACAAGGCGAGAACGAAUUGUCCAUCAAAGAGGGAGACUUGCUCUAUAUCCUCGAGAAAUCCACAGAGGAUGAUUGGUGGAAAGCCAAGAAAAAGGCAGGAGAUGAUGAGGAGGAAGAGCCUCUAGGGCUGAUUCCUAAUAAUUAUGUUGAGGAGGCACAACCUACUGCAAACGCUAAAGCGCUUUACGACUACACUCGUCAAACCGAUGAAGAACUAUCUUUCACUGAGGAAGCCAUUCUUUCCGUCUAUGACACGUCAGACCCGGACUGGACACUCAUUGGCCUGAACGGUGAAUAUGGAUUUGCACCGGCGAAUUACAUCGAAAUCUCCGAGUCGGCGCCUCGGCAUCCCCCAGCCUCGGUCGUUGAACAGCAGCCUGAUCAUACGCGUUCGGCGUCUCUCAGUUCCGCUGGCAGUCCCCUGCAAAGCCCAGCUGCCGCCUUAGCAGAUAUAAUUCACAGAAAAGCGUCCGAACCCGCAAUAGCUGCGCAAAGUCCAGCCGCUCCGCAAUACUCUUCUAUGAGUCCUCCUUCGCGACCUGCGGAUUAUACUCCCGAAGAGUCAGACGAUGAAGUCACGCCUCCAGCCCCUGUGCUACCGCAGCGGCCGCAGUCGCUACAGAUAUCCCCACCUUCGCACUAUACGAAACCUCUCCCUCUUGAACCUCCAGGAGUUGUGGCCUCGCCCCCAUACAAUCGGCUAUCGCAUCGACAUGUGGAUGAAGCGGCAUAUCCCUCACCUGGCGGUUACCAUCUCUAUAACAUUAAUGAAAUGGUCUCAGCCAUGGGGAAAAGAAAGAAACUUCCUACUACACUCGGCAUAAAUAUCGGUACUGGGACCAUAAUGAUCUCUCCGGAGAAGUCCCGUGAUGGGCCUCAGCAGGAAUGGACCGCCGACAAGUUAACGCAUUACUCCAUCGAGGGGAAGCAUGUCUUUCUAGAAUUAGUCCGCCCAAGCAAAAGCGUUGACUUCCAUGCCGGAGCAAAGGACACUGCACAGGAAAUAGUUGCAGCAUUAGGCGAUAUGGCGGGGGCUGUAAGGGCAGAAGGUCUGCGUGAGGUCAUUGCCGCUGGAUCCGGUACAGGCUCAACGCAUAAAAAGGGGCAGAUGCUUUAUGAUUUUAUGGCCCAAGGCGAGGACGAAGUAACUGUGGCCGUCGGUGAUGAGGUCAUUGUCUUGGAUGAUAGCAAGAGUGAGGAGUGGUGGAUGGUUCGCCGACUGAAGAAUGGAAAAGAGGGCGUGGUACCCAGCAGUUACGUUGAGUUGACAGGUACGACGUCAGUUUCGAAUCCGAGUACAACCGGUAUCAAUGCGGGCCGUUCUGCUGUCGAGCAGAAUAGACUGGAGGAAGAACGGCUGGCGAAAGAAGCAAUUAGGUCCAGCAGGAAGCGGGGAGAGAGUGAUCCGAGGGUUUCUGAGGUAGGCCCUGGCAUGCGAUUACCUGCGCGGGGAAGUAGCUUGGCCGGACAUAGCGAUGGUAACGAGCUUUCUACACAGCGUAGCAGACAUUCCAGUAGAUCGGAUGCUAAGGCACCGUCAACCUCCAAACCGAAACCCGAUGCGUCGAAAACGAGAACAUGGACAGACCGAUCAGGCUCUUUCAAGGUCGAAGCUGAAUUCAUCGGCCUCAAGGAUGGUAAAAUUCACCUUCAUAAGCUCAAUGGAGUUAAAAUUGCGGUGCCAGUUCCAAAAAUGUCUGUGGAUGACCUUGAAUAUGUCGAACGUGUGACUGGCGUCUCGCUGGACGAAGAUAAGCCGCUAUCAGAUAUACGUCAUCGCAACCUUCAGAAAUCUGGCGACCGCGGAAAGGCAAGAAUUACAUCUGCUGCUGGAGCCUCCGUAGGACCAGUGAAGCCUGAAUAUGACUGGUUUGACUUCUUCCUGAGCUGUGGGGUAGGGCCUCAUCUUUGUGAACGCUACGCAGCCAACUUUGUCAAGGAUUCAAUGGACGAGGGUAUCCUGCCGGAUAUUACGCCAGAGGUUCUGCGCACGCUAGGCUUGAAGGAAGGAGACAUACUGCGCGUGAUGAAAUACCUUGACAACAAGUUCGGACGUGCAGCAGGGCGUACAAAGAGAAAUGUUAGUUUCGGUGGCGCUGAAGUUAUCGGAAAGGACGAUGAAGGGGAAGACGAAGCAGAUGGUGCGGCCUCAGGCGGGCUGUUCUCCGGUCCUGGAGGAGCCCUGAGAAACAACACCCGGAAAGGCAGACCUGCCCCGCCUGUACAGACAAAUGAUGUUGUUGAUGAGAAGGUAUUCGAGCAGAAAAAGGAGCCAAACCUCGAUACAAAGAAGGCGCCUACGCCGUUGGUUUCGGCUCCAUCUGCCCCCAAACGUGCAAAUACCGGUUUCGAUGACGAUGCCUGGGACGUGAAGCCGUCUAAACAACAACCGCAACCGCCGGCUCGAGAUGCAACACCUCCCCCGGCAACCCAGCCUGCUGCGCAGCCGGCACCUCCACAACAGCCUACAUUGACGGGAUCAAUGAAAGAACUCUCCCUUCUUUCGCCCCCACUUGAGCCCGCAGUUGUUCAUACAACAGGAGCGCAGCAAGCCGCACCACCUCCGGCGCCUGUCCCACAAACUCAAACACAAGCAAUCCCUCCGGCGCCGCAACCACCGCAACCACAAGCUCAGGUGAAUGUAGCAAAUCCAUCUUUUUUUGCUCAGCUAGGCCAGCAAAAGACCGGACCGCAGUUUCAGUCAUCCGUUCCGCAGCCGGGCCCUGUACCCACCUUCGCCCCUCAGCAAACCGGGUUCUCUGUUGAUUCCCCUUCUCAGCCUAUGCCUCCACGGCAGCGACCUCAACCUCCUCCGGCGGCCAUGGCUGCAGGCAGCUUAGUACCUCCGCCACCCGCUCGUCCCUUCUCAGCCCCACAAAAUCCCUCUCAACCGAACGGAUUUGGUCCUCCUCCACUCCAACCUCAGUUGACUGGGUACCAGGGUGCCGCUGGUUUCCAGCCGUCUGUUGCUCCUCCCGGACAGAGUCUUAACGAGAUCAACCAACAGAAGUUGCAGCAACAGUUUGCUCAACAACAGAUCCAACCUCAAAUGACUGGCUUUGGCCAGCAGCAGGCUGGUGUAGGUCCGUUUAUGAUGCAGCAACAACAGCCCGGAUUUGGUCAACCGGUUCAAGCUCAGCCGACCGGCUUCCAGCAGGCGCAGCCAUUCUUAAACGGUCAACAGACUGGGAGUCCAUUUGCGAACCCACCGCCGCAACAACCCGCCGGAUUCCAGGCUAUGCUCUCUCAACCUACCGGCUUCCAGACUUCUUUCUCACCACAGCCCAUUCAGCAACAGCAACCGCAACCUCCGCAACUUCAGCCCCAAAUGACCGGCUCGGUCAACUCAUUCCUUCCACCUGCCUUGCAGCCACAACAAACUGGUGUUAGUGGCUUUGGAGGGCAGGGAUUUGGUCAAGUACCGCCGCCUCCGCCUGUACCCCAACCGCCACCUAUGCAGCCCCUGCAGCCCCAGAAGACAGGACCCGCGCCGCCGGUCCGUUUUGGCGUUGCGCCAGAAACAAAGCGACUCACACCACAACCUACUGGAAGAAAAGCUAAUCUUGCCCAAGCUACGCCUCAAAAUCCUUUUGGAUUCUAG
Molecule: messenger RNA, 3645 nt
Organism: Xylona heveae TC161
Lineage: Eukaryota; Fungi; Ascomycota; Xylonomycetes; Xylonales; Xylonaceae
Exons: 4
Coding region: 1-3645 (1214 amino acids)
Biological process (GO): actin cortical patch assembly; regulation of actin filament polymerization
Cellular component (GO): nucleus
Molecular function (GO): ubiquitin binding; protein-macromolecule adaptor activity; identical protein binding
Source: RefSeq, a predicted model, not a curated record